AUGCGUAAACGUGCAUGUAACAAUAUGCUUCUUUUCCUUUGUGGUCAAGUAUUAAUCUUUCUAUUUCUUGUUAAUUAUUUAUUUCGAUCAUCAACAUCUGAUCUGACACCAUUGAUGAUUUCAUUUGAAGAAAUGAGUCAAAAUUUAACAAUGGAUUCUUCAAAAUUAACCUUUAAACAGCAGUAUCGAUAUGAAUAUGAACAACUUCAAAAUUAUUCCUUAAAACAAAUUUACGAAGAACCAUCCAUCAAUCAAACAUCUUAUCCCAAACUACCUUACUUUUAUUCGUUAUGGAAAACCUCACCAAUGCUUCCACGUUUGAUAACGCCGGACGAACAUUAUUUAUACAUUCAGUUACUGAACAUUUUUGAUUUGGUUUCAAAGAAAUAUUCAUUUGAAUACUUUAUUACAUUUGGAACUUUGAUAGGCUCGUACAGAAAUCACGACAUUUUACCAUAUGACGACGAUGUUGAUAUUUCAAUCAAUAUCAAAUAUUAUUCUCACAUAUCGAAGAUAAACCAACUAAACAACGACAGCAAUUGGCAAUUUUAUAUCAACACACCAACAAAUAUGAAAUUUUAUUUCAAAUCAUCUCAACCAGCUGGUAAAUAUCCCUGGAAAUGGCCAUUUCUUGGAAUUGAUUUUUAUUCGGAAAACUCUACACACAUUAAAUCGUAUGUGUACAUUGAAAAACACUUCGUAUUCCCAUUACUAUUGCAUCCGAUCAGUACCCUUUGGUUGCCCGGGCCGAAUAAUAUUGAAAUGUUUUUCAAAUCCGUAUCAAAAGUCUAUUAUUCAAAUUAUUCAAUUAACGAAACGUGUUUUUCACAAAGUUAUUCACACAAACACGAAACGCAGAAAUACCAAAGAAAAGCAGUAAAAUGCUCACAAUUGAUGAAUAGUUAUCCAUUUAUCAAAAGAAUUUAUGAAAAUGAUUUCUAUUACGAACAUCUUAUGUUAGAUAAUCGCACAACAUUGUAUAUUCUGAAAAGAAAUCGAAAUCUUAUCCGAAACUAA
This is a messenger RNA of Adineta ricciae, 1017 nucleotides long. The record is from the annotation of a GenBank genome assembly. NCBI's taxonomy places the organism in Eukaryota, Metazoa, Rotifera, Eurotatoria, Adinetida, Adinetidae.